UACACGCCGAUGAAGCGUCAACUCUACCGGAAAUACCAAAGAAGAAGAGGGUGAAGUAAGAUGGCGGAGAAUAACAGCACGGACCAUACUGGGGAUACCAACGUAGAUAAAAAUGUUUCUCCCGGAGCAUCAAUGAUGGUGGUCACCGUCAAAACCCCGAAUGGGAAAGAGGAAAUUACGAUUUCGGAGGAUUCUUCUGUCGCCCAGUUUAAACAGGAGGUAUCCAGAAAGUUUGAGGCCCAGCAGGACCAGCUGGUGUUGAUAUUUGCUGGAAAGAUUCUGAAGGAUGGCGAUACUUUAAACCAGCAUGGUAUCAAAGACGGGUUGACUGUUCAUCUUGUUAUCAAGACAAAAUCAACAGGUGGCAGCAGAUCUCAGACAAGUGCCAGUUCUGCAACUCCUCAAAAUAACAGUGGCAGCACCAACACCUCUGUACCAGACAGAACAGGAGGUGGCACAAGCCAGACACCAACACAACCUGCUAAUGCGAUAAGUGGCCUUGGUGACCUGUCCGGCUUGUUAGGUCUGGGCGCCCGUUCAUCCAACUUCAUGGAGAUGCAGCAACAGGUGCAGAGUCAGCUGAUGUCCAACCCACAGAUGAUGUCGCAGAUCAUGGGGAACCCGCUGGUCCAGAACAUGAUGUCCAACCCAGACUUGAUGAGACAGAUGUUCGCAGGCAAUCCUCAGAUGCAGCAGCUCAUGGAACAGAAUCCGGACGUCUCCCGCAUGUUCAACAACCCUGAGCUUAUGAGACAGAUGCAGAGUCCCGAAACACUCUCAAUGCUGACCAACCCCAGAGCCAUGCAGGCCCUCAUACAGAUCCAACAGGGCCUGCAGACCUUACAGACAGAAGUCCCGGGAUUCAUGUCCAGAUUGCCUCCCGGAGGUCUUGCAGUUCCUCCAACCACAGGAGGCAACAUCCCUCCAGAGAACCCUCACCCUCCUGCCAUGGCAUCAGGAUCCAGUCUCUUCUCAGCCACCAGUCCUGCUCAGCAACAGCUCAUGCAGCAGAUGUUACAGAUGUUUGGAGGCGGAGGGCCAUCAACCCCGGAGGUUCGCUUCCAGCAGCAGCUCGACCAGCUCAACGCCAUGGGCUUUAUCAACCGCGAAGCCAACCUCCAGGCACUCAUUGCUACAGGAGGGGAUGUCAAUGCUGCCAUUGAGAGACUGCUGGCCUAACUCACUGAAUUCAUUCUGGGGUUGAGGGUGGAAGACUAAUAUCUUUGGGGACUUGCGUUGGAAAUUGGAAAAUUAAUAAGUGAACACAGUCCUCCAUCAUAUACAAGUCUGACCUGACCCCCAGUUAGACGCAGUGGUGUUCCAGUCACUUGUUAUCUCUUCAGCUGGUCUGUAAAUCAUAGGAAGGAUGAACAGGGAACUGGGGAAUCAUAGUGGGAGAGGUUGAGGAGGGAUGUUGCCAGUUUCUAACAGACUUGGUCUUGUGGUACAUGCUGUGGCAGUACUGCUGCUAUGAAAUGACACCACCACUAGCACUGCCUCGCCCACUGAGUUACUCCUGCCAGUGCAGCCGGAGAUGAUUUCUGAUUCAGUGCUCAUUCACUGGAUGUCUAAAUGAGGUUACCAAUGAAUUAAUUUGUAAUACUGUAGUUACUUAUUUUUACAUUAUUUAAUUUUAACAGAUUGUAUUUAGGAGUUUAGAUGAAGAGUUCUGGAUCAUGGUGGUGUUGUAAUAGGUUGGAUCUGUGCUCUCUGUCUGGAGAACCAGCUUUUCUUGUCUUUUUUUUCAUCCACUUUCCUGGUUGACUUGUAUUUAUUUAAGUUAUCCCUUCACUUAAGUUUUCCCUAAGUUAACCCUGACAGGUUCUUGAUGCUUUGUUUUUCCCCCUAAAACUGAACUGAAUCUUGUGUGUAUAGUUGGCACUGCUGCCUAAAUGUUUUCGGAGGAGUAGAAAGUGAAAGUUUUCAUGUUGUAGGACCAAGGCAAUACUGUGUGCGGAUGGGGGUUGGACAAUGUGACAUUAUAUACAGUGAGGGGCUAGAGGCUUUUCAACUGGUAGAGAUUGUUCUAUGUUGAGGUAGAUAUCCCUUUAAUUUCUCUCAUUGUGUUGCCAAAGUGUAAUACAGGAUUUUCCUCAAGUAUAUUUGUCAGGUUUUUCAUUUGCAGAAUUAGCCAAAACUGUAAUUUCCAUCUGAUUGUUUUAAUCUAUAAAUUGUUCUGCAGUUACAGUCCCAGAAUCGUAAUAUCACCCUAAAUAUUACAUUAACUUGACAGGUUUAUCGACAUUAGCCACCCCUAGUGUAGAUAUUCAUUGGAAUUAACUUUCUUAGCAAAUGGCUUUGGUUCGGGGUGAUUCCUGAAAAAUAACAGUGUAAAAGUAAUAAACUUGGACUUGAAUUUUUUGUUCUGAACUAUAAAAUAAACUAUAAAAUGGCCUCAUGUGUCAGUUCUCUGGUGAUACUAUAAUAAGUGUGGUUAUGGAUUACUAAAUGGAAAUUGAGAAAGCCAAUCACAGAUGUAUCAAAUCCUUUCACAAUAACACAUGUGAAUUUCCAUAGAAGAAAUAUAGUGCCUAAAUGUAAUGAUGAGUUCUGCAAUAAAUUGAAAUUUAACCAUGAAA
This is a messenger RNA of Micropterus dolomieu (smallmouth bass), 2579 nucleotides long. Its product is annotated as ubiquilin-4-like. Gene Ontology annotation, biological process: ubiquitin-dependent protein catabolic process. The record is from RefSeq and is a predicted model, not a curated record. The coding region runs from base 61 to 1179 and encodes 372 amino acids. The transcript has 7 exons. Gene Ontology annotation, molecular function: polyubiquitin modification-dependent protein binding. Lineage: Eukaryota; Metazoa; Chordata; Actinopteri; Centrarchiformes; Centrarchidae. Gene Ontology annotation, cellular component: cytosol.